Messenger RNA from Lepus europaeus (European hare), 3666 nucleotides. Its product is annotated as zinc finger protein 689. NCBI's taxonomy places the organism in Eukaryota, Metazoa, Chordata, Mammalia, Lagomorpha, Leporidae. Bases 338 to 1840 code for a protein of 500 amino acids. The record is from RefSeq and is a predicted model, not a curated record. Gene Ontology annotation, molecular function: protein binding. The transcript is spliced from 3 exons. Gene Ontology annotation, biological process: regulation of DNA-templated transcription.
UGAGGGCAAAGAGGUUAGGGAGCCGGCAUGGCGCUCCGGUCAAUAAAAUCGAUAGCUGGAAGCCGCCUGUGUUCCAGGCAAAGGCGGUGCAGUUGCGGCGCCGCCAUUUUCCCCAAAGGCAUCUUCCGGUGCCUUUCCCCCAAGUUAGGGCAGGAGUUUCCUGAAUAACAGUGAAAGGUUUCCGUUAGCCCGCAGGCGGCCGACUCCGACUCCCUCCCGGCCUCCCGGGCCGCGCUCAGUCCGGUCCGGCGCAGGCUCCUGGACCCCGGGGUCCGCCGGCGCCCGGGGCGCCGAGCCCGGGCUGGGGGGAGGCCGUGGCGCCGGCUUCUCGGCUCCAAUGGCGCCGCCUUCGGCUCCUCUCUCCGUGCGGGCACCCGGAGAGGCCAAAGCCGCUCGGAGAAGGGGAAGGAGGUCGCGGGCCCUGAAGUUCGCGGACGUGGCCGUGUACUUCUCCCCGGAGGAGUGGGGGUGUCUGCGGCCCGCGCAGCGGGCCCUGUACCGGGACGUGAUGCGGGAGAACUACGGCCACCUGGGCGCGCUCGGGUGCGCAGGUCCCAAGCCAGCCCUCAUCUCCUGGCUGGAACGCAAUACCGAGGACUGGGAACCCGCAGCCCUAGACCCGCAGGAGUACCCCAGAGGGCUGACGGCCCGGAGAAAAGCCAGGACGAGAAAGAACAACGGGGCGCAGGAUGCAUGCCCGCCCAAGGAGGCACCCCGGAAGGGGAGGCGAGGGCGACGGCCCAGCAAACCCCGGCUGAUCCCCAGGCAGACGGCUGGGGGCCCCAUCUGCCCCGACUGCGGCUGCACCUUCCCGGACCACCCGGCCCUGGAGAGCCACAAGUGCGCCCAGAACCUGAAAAAGCCUUACCCUUGCCCGGACUGCGGGCGCCGCUUCUCCUACCCGUCCCUGCUGGUCAGCCACCGGCGGGCGCACUCUGGCGAGUGCCCCUAUGUCUGCGACCAGUGCGGCAAACGUUUCUCGCAGCGCAAGAACCUGUCCCAGCACCAGGUGAUCCACACCGGCGAGAAGCCCUACCACUGCCCAGACUGCGGCCGCUGCUUCCGCAGGAGCCGCUCGCUGGCCAAUCACCGGACCACGCACACGGGCGAGAAGCCCCACCAGUGCUCCAGCUGCGGCCGCCGCUUCGCCUACCCCUCGCUGCUGGCCAUCCACCAGCGCACGCACACCGGGGAGAAGCCCUACACCUGCCUGGAAUGCAACCGCCGCUUCCGCCAGCGCACCGCCUUGGUCAUCCACCAGCGCAUCCACACCGGCGAGAAGCCCUACCCGUGCCCGGACUGCGAGCGCCGCUUCUCGUCUUCCUCGCGCCUGGUCAGCCACCGGCGCGUGCACUCCGGGGAGCGGCCGUACGCCUGCGAGCACUGCGAGGCGCGCUUCUCGCAGCGCAGCACCCUGCUGCAGCACCAGCUGCUGCACACGGGCGAGAAGCCCUACCCCUGCCCGGACUGCGGCCGCGCCUUUCGGCGCAGCGGCUCGCUCGCCAUCCACCGCAGCACGCACACCGAAGAGAAGCUGCACGCGUGCGACGACUGCGGCCGCCGCUUCGCCUACCCCUCGCUGCUGGCCAGCCACCGGCGCGUGCACUCGGGCGAGCGGCCCUACGCCUGCGACCUGUGCUCCAAGCGCUUCGCCCAGUGGAGCCACCUGGCUCAGCACCAGCUCCUACACACCGGGGAGAAGCCUUUCCCUUGCCUGGAGUGUGGCCGGUGCUUCCGCCAGAGGUGGUCUCUGGCGGUGCAUAAGUGUGGCACCAAGGCCCCGAACUGCAGCCCCAGGCCUGCUCCAGCGGGGCCCGGCCCGAGGGAGGACGCCCUGUAGAACGCGUGUGUCGCAUUUUGCCCAGAGGCCCCUAACAGGGAAAGGAGGAGCCCUAGGUCUUCCUCCCCGGGCAGAGGCGGAGCUAGAACCCAGGUGUCCCUACCCCGCAGCCUUGAACUUCAGUGCACUCCGCUGGCUGCCUUACUGAGUGUCUACGGGAGUCCCCUGAGGAGAGGCGGCAGCCUUCGGCUGAAGGUGUCCGAGCUCCCUGUCCUAGAAUAAUCUAUGUGUGGGGUAUCAGAGCUCAGCCGUCUGCGUUUCUAGUUUGUGCGUAUAAGGGUUACCUGCUCCCAGAAUUCCGUGUCUAGGGGGCAGGCCCCUCCUCUGCUCUGCCUCUUCCUCUCCCACCCCUGGCUUGAAAUCCUCCCUUGACGGGGAGCUCGCUACCUCCCAAGGCAGGUCAUUGCAUGGGAUAGCACUGGUCUUCAGAAAUUCUCCUCCGUAAACCUGGCCAGAAACGUGCUUAACACCUGGUGGACAUGGCGGCCCCUGGAUAACUCAGUUACAACUACCUUGCCCCCACUCCCCUGCCCCCAAUUUUCAGGUGAGAUAGCAUGAAUUUGGUCAAUCCUUCCUUAAAUACAGGGUUUCAAUUCCCACACCUGAUCGCUGUGUCUCCAGACAGGCACUGGCUUGACAAUGUCCCCUCUCCAGGUCAUACAACAGCAAGGCAGGACCACAGCGGCCAGCGCACAGCUCGUUGGUCUGUACUUGUUUUUGAAGUUCUAGGUUGUGUUGGUUUGGGGAGAGCUGCACUAUACCAGGGCUUUAUUGGGUUCUAGGCAUCUAAAUGCCUGAGGAAAUUGAAAAAACAAAACAAAAAAAAAGAAACAUGCUUCCAGUCAAGUCUUUCGCCGUGUGUUUGGAGAACUGGCUCGAGUUGGGGAUGGAACACAGUUGCAGGGCGCUGUGGGAGAAGGCUGAUCUUAAGGCACAGCACUGGGGUGGGGGUGGGGCCUAUGGUUGGGCCCUGGGAAUUGAAAUUGGGACAGCGUUGUGCUCCCUCUGGCGGACUGGGAUACGUUCCAGGCGGCUGCAGCUGGGAAGUCCUUGGAGGCUGGGUGUUACUUCUCCCUGGUUCUCAUCAGAAUCAGGGGAGUCAGCAUAGAACCUUCUCUGAGGCCUCCAUCAACAGUCUGUAAUAAAAUGAGGCGAGGCCGUUCAAGAAGGGCAGAAAGGUAGGGAACCGAACACAAGGAGGAAUCUGGCAUCAGCGGCAGCUGUGUCUGAAUCCUGGCUCAGCAUUCGCAGCUUUACCAAAUUAAAUGUGAACGCGGGGGCUGGGGUGACCGGGCAGUGGGUCAGGCGCCGCUAGCAACACUGGCAGUGCUAGUUGGAGUCCCAGCUGCUCUGCCUCCGAUCCAGCUUCCUGCUGAUGAGCCUGGGAAGGCAGCAGUUGAUGGCCUGAAGACCUGGGCCCUGCCACCCCUGUGGGACCUGGAUGGAGUUCCUGGCUCUUGGCUUUUGUAGUCAUUUAGGAAGUGAACCAGUGGAAGGAAGAUCUCUCUCUCUCUCUGUCUCUCUUUCUCUCUGACACUCUGCCUUUCAAAUAAAUAAACAAACCUUUAAGAAAUGUGAAUGAGGUCUACCAGCUGCACCAAAUUGGAAUGUCCCCAAAUCUCGCAUUCCGGCAGCUGGAGUGGGUUCUUCUGUUGCUUCCUCUUCCACCUCCAGAUCUCAGCCCGAGGGAGCAGCGGGGGCACACGGUAUUUUUUCACCUCCAUGUGGGGACUCAGCAAGUUGCAUUGUAACCUCUUCCUCCUUGGGUGAGCUACCCUCUACCCCAUACCACCUCAUACCGGAAUUGGGUCUCAUUAAAAUGUCUG